AAACGGUUGACUGCGCGAAGGCUCACGUAUACGCCGUCGGGCAGCCUCAUUCCUGCGCACGCAGCACCGACAUGGACCGCCAGGCCGCCGCCGACUUCUGGCAGCGGCCGCCGCCGCCGCCCGAACCGACGCAUUCGCGCAUCUAUGGCGGCCGAUCAGCAGGGCUGCCGGGCACGAACUCCUACUGGGACAACGAGGCGCAGCGCGAUCUAACACCACCUCCACAAAAGCUCUACCACUCGGAGACCGAACAAUUCCUGCGCUGCGUCGAGGCCGUCGUUUCAGCAUCGGACGCCGAAACGGCAACCUUAUGCAGCUCAUUACCUGACGGGGCGGCAUCCAGAGACGUCUGGCAGCCUGUUGGCGACAUGAGCCACGACGCAACAAAAGCAUGGUACAAUGAACGCCCCUUGCAGAACGCGCCGCAAUUACCGAGAGACGCGACGACGCGUUUGGGAAUCAGUCACGCGCGGCGCAAAGGCCUGGCGGUCGUGCCAUGUGGUGGAGGCGAGUACCGCCUACCAUGUACAGCGACGCCCGAGCUCUCGCGGUUACUGGCGACGCCGCAGAACUCUCUCCUCCACAUCGCGGCGUGCCGCGGGUUGGUGGCGACGGUCUCCACCUUACUUUCCAAGGGCGCGGCGCCGGAUUCAAGAAAUGCGGCCGGCGAGACGCCGCGCGACGUGGCACAUGCGGCCGCUGCUAAACGGACGGCGUCGUCGAACGCUUUGAGUAUCGUGGAAAAAUUAAUGAAGGCGGCGACGCCGAAGAAAGUAGAAGGGCGCGCGCGGCCGACGUGGACCGACGCGUGGUUCGCGGUCCGCGACGCGCCCGACGAGGAAGCUCGAGCCGUGUUGGUCGAGUGCCUCGGAAUGGACGGUAAUUUGGAGAGGGGCUACGCGGCGGAGACGGUGCGGCCGGCGUUAUCGGUGGAGGACAAGCGGAACAUGAAGCUCAUGCAGGACCGCGCGACGGCCACAACGAGGGCGCGGCACCUCGCCGCGCGCCUCGCCAAAAGGUUGGAGGAGCCUGAUAGGGACGCUAUUCAAUUGAAAGCUGCGCUCAAACUCCAGCGCGCUUAUAGGGCAAGGCACCGUCUCAAAAACGACGCCGCGGCGUCACAAAGAGCCCGGUCCCACUGGGCGACGGCGGCGCGGAAGAGCAAGGCCCUGACGGGCGACGCCGCGGCGCGUAAAAUGAGAGACGGGAGAGAAGCGCUUGUGAAUCGAAGGCGCCUCGGCCAAAGGGAAUGGUACGACUUCUGCGGCGCGACGGUCGGGUUCACGCUGGCGCACCUCGCGGCAGCUAGGGACAAGCCGUUAUGUUUGGCGUUGUUGGUGAAGGCCGGGGCCGAUCCCGACGGCCCGGCCAUCGCGGCAAUUCAAAAACGCGACGAGGUCACGCCGCGGACGCUCGCGCGGGACGCAAAUUCAAGGCGCUGCCUCGCUGUUUUAGGUGAAAGCUUAGAUGUGCCUCCCCCGCCGCCGCACCCGAACCGGUGCCCCCAUUUGGGGGGAGCGACGAUGCGUUCUGUAUUAGGACCGCCGCCCCAGUUUAGGAAAGCGGCGCCGAGGGAUGUGUGGUACCGGACCUUCGACGACGUGCGGGACUCUCCGGACGAACAGGCGGCCCAAGCCAUUGAAGCUUUUGCGAAGAAUGCAUCGGGCCGCUGGGGCCUCGACGCGCGGCGCUUGGACGGCUACGGGCCCGACGCGGCUCGUACGUUGGCGCACGCCGCCGCAGCUAGAGGCAAAGUUCGAACAAUCGCCGCGCUGCGCGACGCCGGCGCGAAUCUUGAGCUGCGGGACGUUAAUGGAUUCACGUGCUUCGAUUUGCUGGCGCGCGCGGCCGCGACAACCGCGGACUUCCACAGCGUCGCGGCCGCCGUCGGCAUCCAAAUACCGGAGGUGGCGCCGCCGCCUCAAAAGCGCGACCCGCGGCUCGCCAAGGACCGGUGCUGGCAGGCGUUGGUGGAUGCGCUGCGCGACCCCGAGCGGAAGGAGGCCGCGUGCCUGCCUUUGGCUCAUGCUCUCGCGGGCUACGGCGGCGCGGACGCCUUCGGCCGGACGGCGUGGCACCGCCCGCACGGCGACUCGCGCACGGUGGUAGCUCUGGCCUCGGGGCGCGGGUUCCGGAAGGUCAUGGGCAUGCUUGGGCGGACUGGCGUCGCAGCCCGCGACACUGGGGAGCUCGGCGUGCCAGGCGCGGGGGGGCUCGUGGCGGCGCGAUAAGGUUUCGUUUUUGUACUAGUGCGUGAAUGGACCGCCGUUGUAGACACCCUCUGCGGAUAUUAUUUAUACGAGGCUAUGAAAAAUGUACUAGUAGGCGAGCGCUGAGACGCGCGCCACAAGA
Messenger RNA from Pelagomonas calceolata, 2352 nucleotides. Lineage: Eukaryota; Pelagophyceae; Pelagomonadales; Pelagomonadaceae. The record is from the annotation of a GenBank genome assembly.